Messenger RNA from Dromaius novaehollandiae (emu), 4208 nucleotides. RefSeq names its product regulator of G protein signaling 16 (gene RGS16). The transcript has 5 exons. The coding region runs from base 512 to 1111 and encodes 199 amino acids. Lineage: Eukaryota; Metazoa; Chordata; Aves; Casuariiformes; Dromaiidae. The record is from RefSeq and is a predicted model, not a curated record.
GAAGCGGCGGGUUAUCCGGGAAAGACACGGCAAACUUUGCGCUCACCGGCCCCGGUGAGCUGUUUUGGCUGAAUUGGUUGUGCCCAUGAGGAAGGAAGCGUAAAACGUGCGCGGGGAGCCGGGCUGGCUGGGGCUGCCCCGUGCACACGUGUGUCUGCAAGACAAGGCUUGCUCCACUGUCUCCAUCGCUGCAGAGCUCGCUCCGGGCUGCCAGCGGGAGGACGGUGUUUGUCAACACGCUUGAAAUAUUAAGUGACAUGUCACCCCUCCUUCCAAACAUGGCUGCAAAGCCCCAUGCUGCUGCCGUGACAUUUAAGCACUUAUUUUUGUACGAGUGCCUUGGGAUGCCUGACCCGACAGAGCAGCAGCACCGCAAAUAGCAGCAGGUCCGCGCGCUGCCUCCGGGGAUGCCCCAGGGAGAGGAGCCGAUUUAGCAGGCAGCUCGUGCCGUGCUGCCGCGGAGGCAGAGACGCGGCGGUGGCGGCACAGGCUCUCGCGGAGGGGCUCCAGCAUGGAGGUGGCCCAGCAGUGGGGUGGAGGCACGCUGCCACCCGGCUCCCUGGCGCUCGAAGGCGUGGGAGCCAAGGAUUUCAAGACCCGCUUGGGGAUCCUGCUGCAUAAACCGGAGCUGGGACACAGGAUGGGGAGCUCCAGCAAGCUGCAGCUGGGCACCAAGCGGAGGGACUCCUCAAAAGACGUGCUCGAAUGGAGAGAAUCCUUCGACCAGCUCCUGAAGAGUAAAAAUGGGGUGACUGCCUUCCACACCUUCCUGAAGACAGAGUUCAGCGAGGAGAACCUAGACUUUUGGCUGGCUUGUGAGGACUUCAAAAAGACCCGGUCAAAAACGAAGCUAGCCUCCAAGGCCAACAGGAUCUUUGAGGAGUUUGUUCAAAGCGAGGCACCCAGAGAGGUGAACAUCGACCAUGAAACCAGGGAGAUCACCCGGAAGAACCUCUCGGGUGCCACCUCUGCUUGCUUCAACGAAGCUCAGGCAAAAACCCGCACCUUGAUGGAGAAGGACUCCUACCCCAGGUUCCUGAAGUCCGCCUCCUACCAGGACAUGACGAAGCAGACCAGCAGCCGCUGCAUCAGCAAGCGGUCGCAUACCUGACCCGAGCCAGCGCCCGUGGCAGGGGGACGAGCUAUGGGACAAGGCAGAAGCACUGCAGCAGAGGCUGGAGACUGAGAGACGGUUUGUGAGGCCUGAGGGCCACGUGGUGGCCUUUCGGCUGAAGUCCUGGGACUUUAUCAGGAUCCCCAGGACCCCAAACGCUUCCGCUUCCCAUCGAGUUGUUGCGAAGAGCGGUCCUCCCUCCCCACCACAAGCUUUCCCACUGCUGGGGUGGGGAACUGUGAAUCGAGGCUGUCGGAGGAGGGACCUGGGCAGAAAGCGCUCACCUGCCAGCGUGUGCCCAGUGCCUCCGCCUGCAGCACCAGCGUGCAACGGGAGACCUGCACACCGCGGAGAAAGAAAGAAAGAAAGACGUCGGACUUCAGUUGCAAGUCCGGGGAGAAGAGACUGGCUUCCCCCAAGCACUGAACUGCACGUGACAGGAAAGCUUCAGCCCGCUCUCAGGACCCUGCCUCUGGCCUGCACAAACAACCGUAAGCUGCAGAUCGUGCACAGGCAUCUGCCAUUCCCGCAGUGCCCAGAGCGACAGCCCAGACUUGCCUGCAGGGUUUUUCCUGUGAGGGAACUUGCAGAAUAGAAGCCCAAAGACUAUCUGGCGAUUUCAGCCAGCGGGACCCUGCACCUGUCCUGUCUUGAUCGUGAGAUUCUUAUUCUGCUGUUUUCUAUGCAUGCGCUGCAUCAAAGCUUUAUACCUUCUUCCAGUACAGCACGGGCAUAGCAUUGAUAUUUUUAUCCCUUUCUUAAGCUAUAUGACCUUUAAAUUGCAGCUAAUCUUAGGUCACAUGCAUAACUUUUUAUGACUAUUGUUAUUAUUUAUUGUUAUUAUUGUUACAAAAUAUAUAUUUAUAGAAGUACACUACUCAAAGCACACACGAGUCCCUUGCUCUGAGGAGCUUGUAAGUUAAAUUUACGUGUUGCAGCACUUAGCAUGCCUUCCACGUUUUCUAUAUACAAACCUAAGAGAGUUAAAUAGACAGACCUGUGAUAGGACCAUGGAGCAAAAGACAUGAAUCACAGUAGUGAGAGCUCUAGUCUGGCAGGGCUGCUGGUGGGGUCUAAGACAGAAGGUUUACCGUGAACUUGGAGGACUGUUGAUGGCAGUAAAAGGACACUUUGCCGUCCGUGUUGUUUCCUUUCUCCCCUUAAAUAGAGCUUUGUGGCUGGCAUCUUGGCACGUAGACUACCAGCUUGUCCUAGACAGAGAAUAUUGAUGAGAAACAUGCACUUUGGUGAGUGAUCCUAUUGAAAACUUUUUUUUAAAACAUGUUCUCCUUAAAUAUAGCUGUUUCCUCAAGCAGGCCUCCCGUACCAGGAAAGGAGUGCUGUAGGAUAGUAGUUCAAGGAAUGACACAGUUGGCUGUCCCUCCACAUCAGGCUCGUGGAAUUUAUAUUCUUCAUAAACGAUCUUAUGGAGAAAAUAGUUCCUUUUAAUGUGACGUGGGAGAGAAAACCUGGAGCUUUCCCCCGGUUUAAAACUGGGCCUGGUGUUCCCUCAGCUGGUGAAGCCAGUCUGCAGCCAUAGCACUUUAGAAGAAACGCGGUGAGCCAUCCAAAAGCGAGAGCUGUGCGCUGGGAAUUCAGUGGGAGGCGGGCAGAGCUUCUCUGUGGGGAUGGCAGACCAUUUCACAAACGGAGACCUGUGGUGCAAGCUCUUCAGAAACCCUGCUGGGCAGGUAUUUACGGCUCCCAGAGCUCCCCUAGCUGGUCCGGACUCUGGGGCUGCAGCUACACCAGAAAGCCGUAGAUCCAUUUUGCAGCAACGGUGCUAGCAGCUGUGUCGGUAACUAGUGCAGAGCUGUCUCGGGUUUUCGGUGCUGGGUCAGGGAGUACGUGCCACGAGCACGGUUCCCUAGUGAGACGACAGCCUUGUGCGGCCGCACAUGCCGCUGUUCAUCCGUAGACCAUCCCAAGACCAAACCUCGAGGUCCUCAUUCUGCUGUUCCUCGUUGCUUGCCAAGGGAGCCUUCUUUUGGCCCCCUCCCAGCAUUUGCCCGAGUCAGAGCCCAGGAUAACUCUGGCAUUUCAUGGCUGUUUGAGCAGAGCAAGGGAGAGUCUCAAGAACCAGCAUCGGGACACUGGUGGGAGUCCUCUUCUGCUUCCCCCAUCCCGAUUCUACCUCUGAGUCUCGGUGGGUUCCGGCUGCAUUUGCAGGGAGAUUUUAGCUGCUUUAUUAUUUAUUAUUUAUUUUUACAACUGGAACCACCUUCAUAGUGUUACUGAAGUGAACAACGCACAAUGGUCCGUUUUCGUCACUAACAUAAUGUCAUUAUUAUAAAAUGUAAAGAGAAAAAUACUGUGACGCCAUGGUUUUUUUUGGUUGAAGGCUUGUAAUUUAUUUUUACAUUCUACUUUUGGAUUACUGUAUUGCAAAGCAUAUAGUGUAAAGAAAGAUGCUUGUGUUGCAUGGUUUGCAGGGCAUUUACAGUUGCUUUAAAAGUUACAAUAUCAGAAACAGAAAAAGAAGGGGAAGACUUUUGUAAGAGGAAAAGUUCUUCAUGAUAUUUGGCUUAUUAAAGAGACAUGAACAGUUCACUGAAACAAUGAAAGCAGAAGUUAAGUUUUGAAUCUAUUAAUUGAUGUUUAGUACUGUUUAUAUUGCUUGCCAUUUUCUGAGCACUUUACAGGAUUACAGUGCACAACAUGUAUUUAAUUUCAGUAAGAUACCAUUGUCUGUUAUGCACAGGAGGAAUCGAGUUAGGGCUGCUGUUUGCAAAACCGAGUUUCCAAUUACCGUCACAAAUAAUAUUUGAUUUAGCAUCAGCUCUGCUGAUCAUCAGAUUCUUUUCUAAUGGGGAAAAUACCUGGCGUUAGGGGGGAUAUUAGAAAACAUUGUACCUCUAUUGCAGCAUUUGGUCUCCGUGAGGUCCAGAUGGUCUCCCGCAGUGUGCUUGCAGGAGGCUUUGGGAUCGCGGAGCAGCAGGGCCGGGGCGCGAGCCCUGGACACGGGCUGGGGAGCUGUGCCCGGAGGGGCUGCAGGACGUGCUGGAGCGGAGCACGGCUGACGUGCCCAAGCGCUGCUCGGAGACGCUGUACGGAGGGGAUGUGAAUGCGCUAAAUAAAGACCAAAUCAAACAUG